This is a messenger RNA of Amphibalanus amphitrite, 1932 nucleotides long. Its product is annotated as spidroin-1-like. NCBI's taxonomy places the organism in Eukaryota, Metazoa, Arthropoda, Thecostraca, Balanomorpha, Balanidae. Bases 110 to 1201 code for a protein of 363 amino acids. The record is from RefSeq and is a predicted model, not a curated record. The transcript has 3 exons.
CCACACUCGGCCUCCGGUCCCACUAUAAAGCAGCCCGGUUGCAAAGGGCGCCCAUUUGAGGGUGCAUCGCGCCGGCCGGCAGGGUGUGUGCUGUUUGCAGGAUUCCAAGAUGAGACGCACACUGCUCUGUAUCUGCGUGGUGGGCCUUCUGGCCCCGGCGCUGGCCGACACGGAGGCCGCCAAGGCAGCGGCGCCGCAGCCGCUGGCACAGGCUCUGGCCCAGGCUCGGGACGGCUCCUCACACGGUAGCCACGGGUCUGCGCACAGCGUGGGCGGCUCCUACAGCACCUCCGGCGGCGGAUCCUACAGCGCUCCCGCCCAGCCGUCCGGCGGCUACGACGCCCCGGCCUCCAGCCACGUCAGCUCUGGAUAUUCAGCUCCGCAGCAGCCCAGCUCCGGCUAUGACGCGCCUUCUUCGGGUGGGCACAGCUCUGGAGGAUACAGCCAGCCGAGCUCUGGUUAUGAUGCGCCUGUCUCUGGUGGAUACAGUUCUGGCGGCCAUAGCUCUGGAGGCCACAGCUCUGGAGGCCACAGCUCUGGCGGUUACAGCAAGCCCAGCUCAGGUUAUGAUGCGCCCGCCUCUGGAGGUCACAGCUCUGGUGGAUACAGUUCUGGCGGCCACAGCUCUGGAGGCCACAGCUCUGGCGGUUACAGCAAGCCCAGCUCUGGGUACGACGCGCCGAGCACGGGCGGCUACGGCGGCGGCUCGACCGGCAACCUGUACUACUACUACUACCCGGUGCAGGAGAAGCCGCAGGUGCACCGGUACCCGGUGAAGCAGUCGGGCGGCGGCGGUGGGCUGCUGGGCCUGCUGGGCGCCGUGCUGGUGCCGCUGCUGGUGCUGGGCGGCGCGCUGCUGCUAGCGCUCGUCAUCGGCUCGCUGGUGGUGGCCGGCACCGGCCGCUCGGCCGACCCGAUGGCCGCCUGGAAGGCCGACCUGGAGCGCCUGGUGGACGACUACCUGACCAUGCUGGAGGACGAGCGCUGCGUGCAGCGCAUCUUCUGCGAGGUCGGCCUGCGCGCGGAGCCGUACCGCUUCCCCGGCAAACAGCUGGUGGCCAGUUUGGUGGAGCAGUUUGCGCCAGAGAUGGUUCAAGAGAAUGCCUCCAUCUUAUCCAAGGCCUCAACUGGCAUCUACGACAAGCAGCAGUGCAAGAAAAUGUUCGCAUGCAAGUCCCGGCUCGGCGAUCAGGACUACUAAAAAGUCAGCUUAGCUAGAGAUUUAUGUUCUUGUGCAUCAUCGAAGGCUUUUGUUAAUUCCCUUACGCAGCUCUUGUCAUGUCACUGCUGCGCAUCCAAAGCUGCCAACUUUUAUCUUUUUCAUGAAACCACUUCAGUUAUAGAUCAGCUAGUGUAUUUAGGGAGAGGUGAAGCUCCCACAGCUCAAGCCUUGUAAAUGUUGUGAUUCGCUCCGGUGAGCGUUCCUUGAAGCAUCGCUCGUUGAUGUCCGACGCGAAGGCGUUGUUCGGUGACCAUUAAAGAGGCACCCGUUGUUGAUGUUGUUGUUGUUGUUGUGGCUGUUGUUGCAGUUGUGUCAUCGUCGCUAGUCGGAACCACGUCCCCGUGUUGCUGUUGUUGUUGUUGUUGUCAUGUAAUUGUUGCAUGUGCGUCUGGUCAGCCCUGCCAUGUUGUUCCGUCGCCACUUCGUUCUAUCCUCCAGUCCCGUCUAGCGGUGCUUUCAUGCUGCGUUAUGUGUCGUUACGUCUUGUGUGCCCGUACAAUAUGCCUGGUAUUUCUCUAUUUAUUUGCUUCUUCAUUAGCGCAGAUAGGAAGUCUUUGAAUGGCCAGUCACCUGUUUGGUCGGGAGCAUCAGUUGCUGCUUGAUAUUCGUCAUCAUGCAAUGUUCUUCAUUCUAUUUAUUUGUGUUAUUUGUUAUUUAUUACAUUGCCCACGCCAACACCAGAGGAAUAAAACAAUGAACAGCUUUCCUUA